Molecule: messenger RNA, 396 nt
Organism: Rotaria sp. Silwood2
Lineage: Eukaryota; Metazoa; Rotifera; Eurotatoria; Philodinida; Philodinidae
Source: the annotation of a GenBank genome assembly
AUGGCUACAUCAAAAUUAAACAAGGAACUAUACAAGAAUAUAACUCUUUUAAAAUUAUUAAAUACAACUACAGAUCCUAAGUUUGUACUUGAUGAAUCACCAUUUAAGGGAGAUGAUGAUGAACAAAAUUCAGCUGCUUCCGCAGCUUCAGCAGAAAUCUUGAUUAUUGGACGAAUUUUCCCGGAAUCCGACAUAUUUAGAGAAGGUGCAUUUCAAAUUGAAAUGAAAAUAACGCAAAAUUUUCCAUUUGACCCACCAGAAGUACGUUUUCUUACUCCAAUUUAUCAUCCAAAUGUUGAUAAAGAUGAACUGGGUCGUGAAUAUAUGGAAAAUCGGCCUGAAUUUAACCGUAAAGCAUUAGAAUUUGUCAAAAAACAUGCUUUGCCACGCAACUGA